AUGGAUUUACAACGUGCCAGCGUCCCGACGCGCAACCAAUAUGACCGUGUACGCCAAAUACAGGUCGUGGGCAACUUCCACAAGGCAAUUUGGCUGCUCAGGCAUAAAACAACUGGCCAGCUUGCUGUGCGCAAAGAGUUCGAUCCUAAAGAUGUUGCAUCGGGCUUUGCUGCCCGCGAGAUAAGACAUCUCAUACGUCUAUCCAACUGCUACAACAUCUGCACCUACCGCGAGCAUGAGCUGGACUUAGCAACGGGAACUGGCGCGCUUGUCAUGGAUGUGUACGCGUACGGCGAUCUAUGGGGUUUGCUCGAGAAGCAUGUCAGCCAGCGCAAGCCUUUCUCCGAGAGCUUCAUCUGGCACGUCUUCAGGUCGCUAGCCCGGGCUCUGCGACACAUGCAGCGUGGCGAUCCUCCGGUUCUGAGCGACACAUAUGAUUGGAUUAUGCACCGAGACAUCUAUCCGCGCAACAUCUUUCUCGGCCUACCUGCCUCUCACGAACCCUCAUGGCCGAAAGUGGUUCUCGGUGACUUUGGCUCGAGCAUAUCGCGUACCGACAACUGGCAAACCAUUGAGCUGCGACAGCAACGGGACUUUAGCCCACCGCCAUUCGAACCGCCGAGCAACAAAAGAAGUGACGUAUACCAGGUAGGAUUGGUCAUAGUUGCGCUUUGUAGAUUGACCACGAUGCCGAGCCUUUACUUGCAGUCGUUUCAAAGUAGCCCAGCUGGGGCAACUUACACACCUAUGCUCAACGAUAUCUUGAAAAGAUGUCUAGAGAUGUUACCGGUCAAUCGCGUAUCUGCUGUUGAGCUACAUCAGGUGCUGAAUACUCGCCUCAUUGGGGGUGGUAGUUUACAUGAGUUGUUGCUUGGACCGCCAAUGUACCAGACUUAG
Molecule: messenger RNA, 897 nt
Organism: Alternaria hordeiaustralica
Lineage: Eukaryota; Fungi; Ascomycota; Dothideomycetes; Pleosporales; Pleosporaceae
Exons: 1
Coding region: 1-897 (298 amino acids)
Biological process (GO): protein phosphorylation
Molecular function (GO): ATP binding; protein kinase activity
Source: RefSeq, a predicted model, not a curated record